This is a messenger RNA of Indicator indicator, 1190 nucleotides long. It is a transcript of the gene PAFAH1B2, whose product is annotated as platelet activating factor acetylhydrolase 1b catalytic subunit 2. Bases 65 to 754 code for a protein of 229 amino acids. The record is from RefSeq and is a predicted model, not a curated record. The transcript is spliced from 5 exons. NCBI's taxonomy places the organism in Eukaryota, Metazoa, Chordata, Aves, Piciformes, Indicatoridae.
UGUGGUGGCUCCAGGACAGCCACUGGAAGUGGCUUCUCUGCCCUGUUCUCUCCACAGGAACAGGAUGAGCCAGGGGAACUCCAACCCGGCCGCAGUGCCGCACGCCGCUGAAGAUAUCCAAGGAGAUGACAGGUGGAUGUCACAGCACAACAGGUUUGUCUUGGACUGCAAAGACAAGGAGCCUGACGUGCUGUUCGUGGGGGACUCCAUGGUGCAGCUGCUGCAGCAGUAUGAGAUCUGGCGAGAGCUCUUCUCACCACUCCAUGCUCUGAACUUUGGGAUCGGUGGAGACACCACAGGACAUGUCCUAUGGAGGCUGAAGAACGGUGAACUGGAGAACAUUAAACCCAAGGUCAUCGUGGUUUGGGUUGGGACCAAUAAUCACGAAAACACAGCAGAGGAGGUGGCAGGGGGCAUCGAGGCCAUCGUGCACCUGAUAAACACCCAGCAGCCACAGGCCAAAGUCAUUGUGCUGGGCUUGCUACCUCGUGGCGAGAAGCCGAACCCUCUGCGGCAGAAGAACGCCAAAGUGAACCACCUGCUGAAGGGCUCCCUGCCCAAGCUGCCCAACGUGCAGCUGCUGGACGUGGAUGCUGGCUUCGUGCACUCGGAUGGCACCAUCUCCUACCAUGACAUGUUCGACUUCCUGCACCUCACCGGGGGGGGCUACGCCAAGAUCUGCAAACCCCUCCACGAACUGAUCAUGCAGCUGCUGGAGGAGACCCCUGAGGAGAAACGAGCUGCCCUGGCCUGAGCAGCUGCCCUGGCCUGAGCAGCAUCACCCCAGCCCAUCAGAUCAGUUCUGUCACUGGCACUACAGAAUCCUUCUUUCUUAAAGCACUUUCCAUGGUAGAAUGUGGCCGGAUGCUCGUCCCUAGCAUUUGGAGGGGGAAGGCUCAUCUCUAACCAGGCUUGUACGUACCGAGGGCCGGCUGGCUUGGUUUUAUUGCAGGAGGAAAAUUAGCUGGAGGAGAAGAGUUUUACUUUUAAACCAUUCCUCAUUUCAACCCAGAACAGGACUGUUGCUCUGUGCCCCCCUCCUGUGUCUCAUUGCUCUGUGAUUGUCCUUAGCCCCCCUGUAGCCUGUCUGCCCCCUCCCCGCAGCUCCUAGGCACCAUGCUCUGUCUAUUAGCCUGGCAACAAGAAUCACAUUCCACUGGCCAAAGGCCACAGCAGGUGCAUCUUUCCAA